Molecule: messenger RNA, 1494 nt
Organism: Trichoderma virens Gv29-8
Lineage: Eukaryota; Fungi; Ascomycota; Sordariomycetes; Hypocreales; Hypocreaceae
Exons: 3
Coding region: 1-1494 (497 amino acids)
Source: RefSeq, a predicted model, not a curated record
AUGGAGGUUCGCGAUGUUGCGGCAUUUCACUCGUCACACAUCUUCAUGAUCGAGGCAUGCUCUCCACGUUCACUGCCAACAACAAGCCCUUACAUUAGGAGAGCGCAUCACCUCGCUUUCUUUUUUUGUUUUUUGCAUGUAUUUACUCUCUAUGUUGUGUACUAUGCCAUGGGAGUAACUACUGCAUCGCUUUCUCGAGAUGUGAAUGACGGUGAAGAAGAUGAUUCGACACAGCCUUUUUCCUCGCCUGGACGUCCAUACACAACGGCACAAUUCGAUGAGAAGGACGAACUGAACAAUAACGAUGGCAACGGCAUCAAUAAAAGUGAUGAUGGCGAAAAAUCAACUGAACCAGUUUCUAGUGAUCAAAAUGGAGAGGCUUUCGAAGUCGACAUAACAUAUCGAAAUAAUAUGAUCACUUGGCAAGAUGCCGAUGGCCAAAUGCAACAUGUUGAGGGUCUAUACCUUGAUUUAUACGUGGAUACGGCGACCAAUACAGCUAUUUUCAAGCUAUACGGCUAUGUCUUGUUGAAAGGCAGUAAAGCCAAGAGCAGCAAACAGGCUAUUUACUUGUUUAUACAUCCUGAAAACGUCCAAACCAUUACUCUACAAACUGGGCAUGCUGCUGCUCCGUUCUCAACGCUGAUAAAUUUCGGGCCCACUCACCACUCGCUCUGCUUUUCACUCACGGCACCACCCCAUCUCGUUGUUCCUAAGAACCUUGUUCUGGAAUCCCGACCGAAGACCAGAGCUCUACUAGAUUCCAUACAAGCCCUUGCCACGAUGAUGGCUUUUACUGUACAUCUCAAUCAUCCCGAUAUGGCCACAUCGACACAGAAAGAUCUGGCAUUGAUCUCCUCAAUUUUCUCACUGUCGCAUAAUGACAACCGUCCGUCUACCAAUAACAGGCGUGCCAACCUCACUACAUUAUAUGCUGGCCGAGGAGGCGAAAUUGUCUAUGCAAAAGAUGGUAUUGCGAAUGCCGACACGUGUCUACCUCCAUACAGUGAAACCACACCCAGUCGUAGCCACAUUUCUAAUAAGCGUAAGCGCGACAUGUCUGACCCUGACACCGAACGCUCGUCCACAACCCAUGAUCAUAUCCUACUUAUUCUCAAGGACAUUUGUGUUCGCCUCGAUGGUAUAGAAAACCGCAUUGGAAAACUCGAAGAUAAAGUCUUGGAGGCAUUAGAUUCCAACCGCAGCCAAUGCCGAUAUGGAGAAGAAGAGAGGCAGGAAAUCUUAGAAGAAGUUGAUAACCGAGUCGAUGAUUGCAUCACAGAUUUGAGGAUCGAGUCUCAUGAUAUAAUUCAAGACCUCAAAGAUGAGGUUGAUGGGACAUUGGAACGACUGGAUAGUGAGACGAGCGAGAGGAUGGAGCGGUUAGAAAGUGACGUCCAAGAAAAUACAACAAAGCUCGUAGAGAAAUGCUUAAGAACGAAGCUACUAAAUGCCAGCUUGCGAAUCGAUGGCUCUGUAUUCUUAGACCUCUAG